Messenger RNA from Halichondria panicea, 638 nucleotides. RefSeq lists its product as uncharacterized. The record is from RefSeq and is a predicted model, not a curated record. Bases 336 to 638 code for a protein of 100 amino acids. Lineage: Eukaryota; Metazoa; Porifera; Demospongiae; Suberitida; Halichondriidae. The transcript has 8 exons.
ACUUGGAGAGGAUGUUCAUCAGUUGUUCGUUUUGGUUCGACCCCUCCGAACCUCUUCGAACUACACUAAUGCUGAUAUAAUAAUUGUUAAUUAUACAUUAUUAUAACUACACUAAUUUCUGAUAUAAUAAUUGCUAAUUUGAAAUUGCAAAAGGUGGGUGGGGCGGCAUUGCUAGUUCUGGUUCUUCAAACAACAGAGAAGUACAUUACUUCUAUAUAGAUAUCACUGUAUUCCAAAACUCUCACACACAACUCCACAAGGAAGGGUUAGGGAGUUGAGCUAAAACUGGGGCGGGGCCUAAUAUGCGUGAACUGUCGAGUCAGAAUUAGAAACAAAUGAUGAAUGACACAUCUGAUUUCACCCCUCUGUCCCAAAAGAGGUGGAUCGCAUUUAUGGCCAAGGCAAUAUCCGCCCCUAACCUCUCAAGAUCAGAAGAACCACCUACCCCCCAUCUCUCGUGUAUGUCCACCCCUAACGUCCCAGGAUUGGAACCACCUACCCGCCAUUCCUUGUGUACGUCCACCCCUAACCUUCAACCUACUCCCUCGUGUACCCCAAUAGCACACAGGACACGUUCCAAGAAACCCAGGACAGAUGAUUUCAAAUCUUUGUUUAAAACCUCUUCUUUAACCCUUUAA